Saccharomyces eubayanus is the source of this 1443-nucleotide messenger RNA. It is a transcript of the gene NPP2, whose product is annotated as nucleotide diphosphatase/phosphodiesterase NPP2. The record is from RefSeq and is a predicted model, not a curated record. Gene Ontology annotation, biological process: nucleoside triphosphate metabolic process. Gene Ontology annotation, molecular function: nucleoside triphosphate diphosphatase activity; ribonucleoside triphosphate phosphatase activity. NCBI's taxonomy places the organism in Eukaryota, Fungi, Ascomycota, Saccharomycetes, Saccharomycetales, Saccharomycetaceae. Bases 1 to 1443 code for a protein of 480 amino acids. The transcript has a single exon.
AUGCUUCUUUUGGAGCAAGGUAGGAGGGACCUUGAGAAAAACGACCAAAAUGGCGUUAAGGCAAGAGCUCCUACGACAUGGAGUUGGUUGUGGAAAAGCGUGCUAUGUGGUAUGACUGUUGUUAUGUUGCUUUCAUGUGAUAAACGCUCGGCAAGGUAUGAUGCUGGACCCAGGGAAAUUGUACAUAGAUCGAGUACUUAUUUUAACGGUACGCAUGAGUUCAAGACAUUAACAAUAUUGAUAUCUAUCGAUGGGUUCCUUCCGAGAUUAAUAGAUGAAAAGUGCACGCCGUUUCUUUACAGCUUACAUAACUUGCAGUCGCCAUAUGAUAUAAAUAUCAGCACUGCACCGCACAUGAUCCCGAGCUUCCCCACACAGACAUUCCCCAAUCAUUGGAGUAUGGUGACGGGAAAAUACCCCAUUGAACAUGGCAUCAUUUCCAAUGUAUUCUGGGACGAUGCUACUAAUAGCGAGUUCCAACCCAAUAAUCUCGACCCGAGAAUUUGGAGCAAUGCAGCAGACCCCAUCUGGCAGCUGCUUCAGACCCAGUCUCAAAACGAGUACAAAGUGGCAACGCAUAUGUGGCCAGGGAGUGAUGUUACGUACAACGAUUGUGAAGAAAUGCCGAGAGAAAGAAUGCCAUUUUAUUUCGACAAGUUUAACCAAUGGGAACCACUUGAUGAAAAGUUGUCUCAGAUUUUCCGGUAUGUAGACAUGCCUCAGCUAAAGGACAGGCCCGAAUUGAUACUGAGCUACGUACCUAAUAUCGAUUGGUAUGGCCACAAUUUCGGAUACGAUUUACGAGAUAAGCGGCUACAAGAUCUGAUCGGCGAAGUUGACGGAUUCUGCCACGAGUUGAUUGAAGGCUUACAGAAAAGAAAUCUGUUGGCGUUAAGCAACGUUAUGUUUGUCAGCGACCACGGGAUGAGCAAUGUCGACAUGAAUAACGUGGAGAAUAUCGUUGUAUGGGAAAAAAUGUUUCCCGACGGUGCGAUGUCCAAGUACGUAUCGCAUCUCUAUAACGAGGGCCCGAUGAUGAUGGUCUAUUUAGAAGAUCCUCGAGACAGGCGCUGGAUGCGAGACUUGAUCGAGUUCACCCUGCGGAAAGUGUACGGGGAGGAAAUCUCGAGCAAGUUCCACGUGAUCUUGAGGGAAGAUUUCGAGCCGGAUUGGAAGUAUUUCCGCUACGAUGACAAACCACACGCAUAUGACGACAGGGUGGGCGAUAUCUGGGUUCUCGCGGAUGCGCACUGCGCAAUCUUGAAAGAAACCGGCGACGUACGAGCCGGGGUGAUGGGGACGCACGGCUACAACUUUGCCAACUGUAGCGACAUGGCGUCCAUGUUCAUCGGCAUGGGUCCGAUGUUCAACAAUGGAGUCAUACCACCGUUCGAGAACACAGAAAUCUACAAAUUACUAAUCGAGGCCAGCGGUGUCGUAUAA